Anopheles maculipalpis is the source of this 2712-nucleotide messenger RNA. RefSeq names its product aminopeptidase N-like. Lineage: Eukaryota; Metazoa; Arthropoda; Insecta; Diptera; Culicidae. The coding region runs from base 1 to 2712 and encodes 903 amino acids. Gene Ontology annotation, cellular component: cytoplasm. Gene Ontology annotation, molecular function: zinc ion binding; metalloaminopeptidase activity; peptide binding. The transcript has 7 exons. Gene Ontology annotation, biological process: peptide catabolic process; proteolysis. The record is from RefSeq and is a predicted model, not a curated record.
AUGGUUACCAAGCAGACUACAUUGUCCUUGCUUUUGGUGUGCGCAUUCGCUCCAGUCGCACUAUGGGCCCAAGCUACAAUCACAGCGUCGGUUGAUCGGACCGCGCAACCGGGACGCCUGGAUCGCAGCAAACUUCAUUUGCUCAGGUACGAAAAGUUUAGUGUACGAAGUGAGAAAGAUUUGUCAUCCUACCGGUUACCGAACGACACAAUUCCGGAGAGUUACACGCUGGAGCUUAGCUCGAACGUACACGAGCAGAACUUUAGCUAUACUGGAACGGUCGUCAUAAGAGUACGAGUUCUGCAGACUACCAGAUCGAUUGUGUUGCAUUCGUUGCGAAGUACGCUGGUGCAGAUUGAGGUUAGAAACUCCAACCAGUUGAAUGUGCCGAUUGUUGCCAUCGAACAGGAUGCGGAUCUUGAAACGCUCACCAUCCGGACGGGCACAGAAUUGCUGGCGGGAAUUUACCAGCUAACCGUACGCUUCGAAAACACGCUUCGUAGCGAUGUUGGUGGAUUUUACUGGACAUCGUACAGUGUUGGCAAUGAGGUGCGUUAUGCUGCCGUCACACAGUUCCAGCCAGUUGAUGCACGUACCGCUUUUCCCUGCUAUGAUGAGCCUGGGAUUCGAGCCACCUUCACCAUCAGCAUCAGCAGUGGUGUUGGGACGAAGGUUUACUCCAACAUGCCAGUCAAGUCAGUUUCAAUAACUGGAAAUGGACUGAAGCAAACCCGGUUCCACACGACACCCAGCAUGCCGACAUAUCUCGUAGCGUUUGCCAUCUUGGACGAAUUUGCCAGCACACGGUUGUCGUUGCCGGCACCACCAUCCAGCCUCAGAAUGGAGCUUAUUGCGCCGCCCACCGUGACGGACAGUGCUCAAACGUACGGUCUGGAGCUCGGUGGCAUAGUUAUACGUGCGGUUGAGCAAUACUUCGCCCAAACGUACGAUCUGCCCAAACUGGAUCAGCUGGCCGUGCCGGACUUUUACUUCGCGGCGAUGGAAAACUGGGGCUUAGUCAUCUACGAGGAACGGUAUUUGCUGUACGAUGAGGCAGCGAACACGAAUCGCGAUAAAGAGAACGUCAUCGCCACCAUUGUUCAUGAGUUUGUCCAUCAGUUCCUGGGCAAUCUGCUGACACCUCACUGGUGGUCAGAUUUGGCGCUGAGCGAAGGUUUUGCAACCUUUUAUGAGUAUUAUCUUAGCAGCGUGGUGGAGCCAAGUAUCAGAUUUGCGGAAAAGUUCACUGUCGAGGCUCUCCAAACGGCACUGCUGCUUGACUGUGACAUCAAUGUACGACCGAUUUCUUACGAUGUGCAGCGGCCCGUCGAUAUCGGACGCAUGUUUGACAUCAUUUCCUAUCAAAAGGGUGGCAGUGUGUUCCGCAUGUUCCACUACGCUUUCGGUGAGCGGACGUUUCAGAAAGGAAUGCGUCACUACAUAAGCACUAAUAAAGGCCGAUCGGUCACACCGGAUGAUUUGUUUGCGAGUCUGGAAAUAAGCGUGAGGGAAGAUGCUGCGUUACCACUUAGUUUCGAUGUGGCAACGGUCAUGAAACCAUGGAUUUAUCAAUCAGGAUACCCUCUGGUCACGGUCACACUGCAGGAUGGCGAGCUAACCUUCUUCCAAGAGCACUUCCUGUAUCCCGAUACUUCGGUCACCAGCAACCGAACGUGGUGGAUACCGAUCACGUACGACAUCGCACCAGGUCAGACGAAAAAGUUCUGGAUGCCUCAGGGCACCUCGCAGGUGUCACUUUCGGAGGAAGAGCUACCGAUCGGAGGAUUGCUUUUGGUGAACCCUCAACAAACUGGUUACUAUCGCGUAAACUAUGAUGAUGAUCUAUGGAUGCGUUUGAUCACACAGUUGAUUGAAGAUCCAUCGGUUGUUUCACCGAUCUCUCGCGGUCAGCUGUUGGACGAUUGUUUCAAGCUAUACUACAGUGGACGAGUAGGAGCAGGCAUCAUUUACAGCUUGUUAUCAUAUGCGGCUGGCGAGACCGACGUUAUACCGUGGAUCGUGGCAUUUGCAAAUGAUAAUCUUGGAGUGUUGCGAGAUGCCCUGAUCGUGGACCGCUUGGCAUAUGAAGCGUUUUCUCGCUUUGUAGCCGCACUUACAACGAAUGUCUUUAACGCCGUUGGAUUUGAUGCUUCGCCGAACGAUCCUCACGAAACACAGCAAUUGCGCCGCACCGUCAUAGAAUGGAGCUGCCGAUCGGGGUCGAUCGAGUGUCGCACGGAAGCGUUGUUCAGAAUGGUGAACGAUUUGAGCGGAACGGUACUGUUGCCUUCGUACAUUAAGGACAGUGUUUACUGUGGCGGGGCAACAAUCGCCAGCACGUCCCAGCUAGAGACUGUGUGGCUUCGUUUGGAGACCGUGACCAACGUUGGUGAGCGGUUAAACAUCAUCGAAACGUUGGCUUGUUCAGAGAAUGCAGAGUUCUUGGACGAAUUGCUCAACUCAAUCUUCACCAACCAGAACCCAGGCGAAUGGGAAUUCAUUCUGUCGGCAGUUUAUCGCAACUCUGCCAUUGGUUACGAGGCAUUCGAUCGCUGGUUAAACCAAAAUGCGUUGCAAAUUAUACAAAGCAUUGGUACGGAUCCAGCGUUUCUGAAUAUUCUGGCGGACAUUAAUCAAAGAGUAGCAAAUUUUCAAAAGUAUGAUGAGUUGGUGCAACUUUUCAAUAAUCCAUUGCUUACUCAUAAAAACUAA